Messenger RNA from Iphiclides podalirius (scarce swallowtail), 876 nucleotides. NCBI's taxonomy places the organism in Eukaryota, Metazoa, Arthropoda, Insecta, Lepidoptera, Papilionidae. The record is from the annotation of a GenBank genome assembly.
AUGUCGGUUUUGAAAUGCGGUCCAUACAAAAGCGCGCGCACGCUCCACAGCGGACUGAAAAUUAUUCCCGCGCGCGCUCGAGCCAUCGGCGCUGACGGCGCGAACUCUGCCGUCAGAAAAGCGAUGGGUGUGCAAUAUCUAUCUUGGAACUACGACCAAACGGGCGUGGUGGCUACGGUGCACCUCUCCGAGGAAACUGAAAAUACGACUGCGUGGCAACGGUUUCUGCCAACGGGUCCUGUCGCUUUACUGCCCUUGGACUCGACGAGAAGCUCCCUGGUGUGGUCCACGACUCAGGAUCAUGCGAAGGACCUCCUUAAGCUGCCCGAUGAACAAUUCGUCGACGCACUAAACGACGCCUUGUGGAAGCAGUACCCGCGCCGCGGCGCGGUGGACGCGUGCACGUCGUGGGUGGGCUCGCUGCUGCGGCGGGCGGGGCUGCCGGACGGCGCGGAGAGGCAGCUGCCGCCGUCGGUGCGCGCGGUCGCCGCCUCCUCGCGCGCCGCCUUCCCCCUCGGCUUCGGCCACAGCACGCGCUACGUCGCACCGGGCGUCGCGCUCGUCGGAGACGCCGCGCACCGCGUCCAUCCCUUGGCAGGCCAAGGCGUUAAUCUCGGCUUCGGUGAUAUUAAGGACUUGACCGAAUUCUUAGCAGACGCAAUGUACACCGGCCUGGACAUCACCCACCACAGCUGGCUGGAGAAGUAUGAGAGCUCGCGACAAAGGCACAACGUUCCCACGCAACUGGCCAUCGACGCCUUGUACCGCUUGUACACCCUGGACAUCGCCCCCAUGGUCCUGGUCAGGAGCGUCGGUCUUCAGCUCACCAAUGCACUGCACCCUCUAAAGAAAAUGAUAAUGUCUCAUGCGACCACU